Messenger RNA from Cuscuta epithymum, 1275 nucleotides. The record is from the annotation of a GenBank genome assembly. Lineage: Eukaryota; Viridiplantae; Streptophyta; Magnoliopsida; Solanales; Convolvulaceae.
UGUCUCCCACGCGCUUCACAAACCAAAACCCUAGCUCGCUUUCCAGCUCUUCGACUUCUCCGUAUCCUUCGUUAUAAACCCGCCAAUCCACACCGGGAAGAUACCUCCCUGGCGAUCUUUAUCGGAAUUCAUCGCCUAACAUUGUCGUACCUCUAGAAAUGGAGAUCUGCACACGAGCUAUAUCCAAUCUUCCUAAGUCUGGCCGUCUGUUCACUCCGUAUUACAGUCGCCUUUCUUGGACAAAGAACUCUUCGAAAUUCGGCUUUAAUCCAGGAGUGCUCCAACACAGCAUUUCAUCUAUCAGAUUUGUUCAAUCGGAAGAAACAUCUGGCCUUACUAGUCAAUAUCAGUUUGUGAAGGCUGAACGGGAUGACAUUCUAAGUACUGAAGAUUCUCUAUCAGUGGAUCAGAUUAAUGCUCUUGAUUCUGUGCAGAACAAAGCACUUCAACUAGAGGUUAACUAUGAAAAUAUAACGAAGGAUGAGAACACAGAAGACAAUCCUCUUUCUGAAAUCCAAGCACAACUGUCCAACCUUCUUAAAGAGCUUGAUAUAGAGUAUGAUCCUGAAAAUUUGUCCACUCUUGUUGCACUUGGUGGAGGAGCUGCAGUUGCUCUUUGGUUGAUGAGUGCUGUUGUUGGUGCUAUAGAUUCAAUUCCUCUGUUCCCAAAAUUGAUGGAAGUUGUUGGUCUCGGCUAUACACUGUGGUUCAGUACCCGCUACCUGCUUCUUAAGGAUAACAGAGACGAGUUGGCUUUGAAGGUUGAAGAGAUCAAGCAACAAGUGAUUGGCUCGGGUAGAGAUUGAACACUUGGUUGAGGUUGUCAUACUAAAAAGGAGGACAAUGUGCUGGUGUUACACAAGCCAGGAAAGGGAUAUCACUAUAUUUAAUUGAUUGUUUCUUAAAAUGUCGUCUGAUGCCGAUCAACAAGUUGAAAAGGGAUGUAUAUUUCACAAUGUUAUAGUAAUGAUUAAAAGGGUGCAUCUGUAUUUAUUCUUUUGUUUUAAUUACUAACCGUUGGGGGUGGAUCUGGGAAAACAUUUAGGGACCUGAGAGGCCGAGAGUCGAGACUGGCCUCCUAUGUACCGGUUUCAGUCGACUUAGCAUCAAAGCACAAGUGUCGUUCCACCAAAAUUAAGAAAAUACAGAAAAGGGAUGUAUAUUUCACAAUGUUAUAGUGAUGAUUAAAAGGGCGCAUCUGUAUUUAUUCUUUUGCUUUAAUUACUAACUGUUGGGGGUGGAUCUGGGAAAACAUGUAGGGACCUGAGAGGCUGA